AUGGGAGGGCCGGUUAUUUAUGAUAUCAGUAGAACGCCUUCUAUGGAACAUAGGGGCGAGCAGAAUGACGACAUUCCCAUCGACCAUCGGUGUGGGGGUGAUGAAUUCAUAGCCCGAGGCGAAUUCGAGAGUGUUGAGCUAAUCCAGGCUAAUAUUGCUCUAUGGAAAUUUGACAUUGUAGAAUUGAUUUUCAAAGUACCCGCUGCAAAGAAGCUGCUUGAACACUUUGAUCCUAGAAAGCAUUGUAACGACGACAUGAAAACGAAAAUAUUCCAUUUGAGAAUCUGCUUCUUAUACCUCUCUACUUUGUAG
Trichophyton rubrum CBS 118892 is the source of this 312-nucleotide messenger RNA. RefSeq lists its product as uncharacterized. Lineage: Eukaryota; Fungi; Ascomycota; Eurotiomycetes; Onygenales; Arthrodermataceae. The transcript has 2 exons. The record is from RefSeq and is a predicted model, not a curated record. Bases 1 to 312 code for a protein of 103 amino acids.